Molecule: messenger RNA, 7778 nt
Organism: Anopheles moucheti
Lineage: Eukaryota; Metazoa; Arthropoda; Insecta; Diptera; Culicidae
Gene: Sin3A
Exons: 10
Coding region: 176-6781 (2201 amino acids)
Biological process (GO): negative regulation of transcription by RNA polymerase II
Cellular component (GO): chromatin
Molecular function (GO): transcription corepressor activity
Source: RefSeq, a predicted model, not a curated record
ACCCCGUGUGUAGUGUGAAGCUGCGCGUGGUGUAUCAUCCUUCCCAAUUGUACAUGAAGUGUGUGUGUGUAGUGUGAAAAAAGAUUUGCGUGCUGUUUGAGUUAAGUGUGAUUAGAUAUUUUCCAGGAGAAAAGUAACCGAAGGGAAACAAAAAAUUAUAGAAAAUGAACCCAUCAUGAAGCGUGGUAGAACGGAAGAGAUACAAUUUGGGCAACCGCGGGUUCAGCCACCGACGGGUCAGCAACGUAUUAUCACGACCACGCAACCGCAUAAUGUGGCCAGCAGUACUGGCACGACCAUACAGUAUCAGAUCCCGCCGAAUGUUAUCAAGACGUCUACACCGCCCGAAUCGGUCAAUUCAGUGACGAAUCUGAGCAGCCAACAGCAGCAAGCGACACAGCUUGUAGUGCCACCACAACAAGCUACUAGUGUUCAAUACACGACUUCUUAUAAUACGACGCUUGGAGCCAAUUUGGUAAAAACUCAGCAGACGACAAAUCCACAACAGCAACAAAUACACGUAGUUAACGCGUCCAAUCAAGUGCGCGGUCCAAGCCACAAGAACGCGGUAGUAAAUGCUUCUGCAGUCGCGACGAACGCCGCGGCUACGCCAAACAAUAACAUUUCAGUAAGUAGCGGGCCGGGUACGACCGGUGUUACCGGAGGUGUGCAGCAGGUGAUCACAACCAGCAUGUCGCCAGGAGUCCUACCGGGUGCUGGGAGUGCGGCGCAAGGCCCACCGCCUCCUCCACCUCAAGGCCAAGCGCAACUCCAGCGGCUAAAGGUCGAGGAUGCGCUCAGCUAUCUCGAUCAGGUGAAGUACCGCUUCGGCAACCAGCCCCAAGUGUACAACGAUUUCCUUGACAUCAUGAAAGAGUUCAAAUCUCAAAGCAUCGACACGCCGGGCGUUAUACAGCGCGUGUCCAACCUAUUCCGUGGCCACCCGGAACUAAUCGUCGGGUUUAACACGUUCCUGCCACCCGGGUACAAAAUCGAGGUGCAAGCGAACGAUCAAGGUUGCUAUCUGUUCCAGGUGUCGGUGUCCGUACAACCGACGGCAUCGUCUGGUGCGUCGGUCGCACCGCAACCUUCACCGCACAAGUACAACACAAUCUUCCAGGGCGGCGGUCAAAUAGUGCAAUCGACCGGAAGCGGUGGGGGUGGAGCAGCGGGCGGUUCGAACGUAGUAACCGCUAGUACGGGAGGGAAUGCUGGCGGCGGGGGAACGACAACCGGUGCCGUAAAUCUCAUGGCUUAUGGCGGUGGUCAUGCAGCCACAGCAGCAGCAGCGCCUGGUGCGAGCGUUCCCGUGCACGGUGGAACGUCACUGCAACAACCGACAGGUGGUUCGGUUGGUGGUAACUCCAGUCCGGCCACUGCCCAGAAUGCCCAAUCUCUUACAACCACAACAACUACGGCGGGAGCAGGUGGUGCAGGAGGAGGGUCUGGUCCGCAAGUGGCACAAAACUUUUCCUCACGCGGUGAUCAUCAUCGGGAGCGUACGAUAUCGACCGGAUCAGCAGCAAGCAGUGCGAGUCUUCCUGCAGGCGUAACCGUAUCAUCGACAGCCGCGACAACGGUUGUGACCGCGGUGGACGCUUCAUCGGCUGGUGGAGCCGGUGCGACGGUCGUAACCGGGCAACAACCGUCACAAGCAACACAGUCCAAUAUACAUCGGAUUUUAACACAGCAGAUUAUAUCGCAACAACAAACAACCGGCCCGACUGGUAUUGGUGGAAUGGUCCCAAGCGGCAUGGUAUCCGCUCCGACCCAGGUACAACAUCAUCAACAAACGACCAUGCAGCAGGUGCAACCACCUCCGGAAGCGCAAACGGCAACCGUCACGACGACGGUUGUGCCAACGCCGACCGCAACGGCAAAUCAACCGGUCGAGUUCAAUCAUGCCAUUACGUAUGUAAACAAAAUCAAAAAUCGAUUCCACACGCAGCCAGAAAAGUACAAACGGUUCCUGGAGAUUCUUCACACCUACCAAAAGGAGCAGAAAACGUACAAAGAGGGCGCGCAGAGUGGUUGCUUAUCGAACGCGAAGCAGCUUACCGAGGCAGAAGUGUACACACAAGUGGCGCAACUGUUCGACAAUCAGGAAGAUUUGUUGCGCGAGUUCGGACAGUUUCUACCGGACGCGACAAGCCAUCAUAAUCAGGCAGCUAUGCAGCAGCACCAUAUGGCAUCGGGCAAAACGAACUCUCACAAUCUGGUGGUCAACGCUUCGAUGCAUGAUCAUCAACAUUCGCAACAGCAGCAGCUAGGUGGGGGAGGUGGCCCAACGACAACAGGAACGACCGCAAUCGUUGGUCUGGGUGGCGGUGCAGCCGUCCCGGUUGUGCAUGGUGGCAGUGGUAAAAAGCUGGGCAGUUCCAAUAUCGGAGGCGUUUCUGGUGGUGCAAGUCUCGCCAAUUUGAAGGUGUACAACAGUAUGCAACCCUCGAGUUUGGCCCGUUUGCAGCAGGAUCGAGAAUAUGCCGCAAUAGCAGCGGAUAGUGUGGGAAUGCAUGGUGCAGGUGUUGGAGUUGGUGGUAUUCCACCGGGCAGUGGUAUUCCCGUGGGUAGUGCCAUCCGAACCGCAGGCGGGAGCAUGAUCACUUCCGGCGGUGCAGUAAUGGUGGAGAAAGAUCGUAACCAUCACAUGGGAAGCGUAGGACCGGGAAGUGGUGGUGGAUCCCUCGGUGGUGGCGGUGGGCUGAACGCCAAAUAUAUCCACGGUGCAAGCCUGUCUGCACUGAAUCCGACUGGUGGAUUGGUAGGUGGUAAUGUACUUCAACCCGGUGGCCCUAAUGUUGUUUCUAACGUAAUGGCAAACUUAGUGCCUGUCAGUGUAGGAAGUGGUGGCGGUGGUGUGAAUGCCAUCAAACGAUCGCCCUCGUACGCGUCACAGAUUGGUUUUGUCGGGUCCGGUGGCCCGUCCGGUCAUGGUAACAACAUGAGCGCAGCGCGUGAUCGCGGCGACGGUACUGGACCACCGCCAAUUAAGCGACAUAAACCUAUCUGUCGCGAUGUUUCACUGGCCGAAGCGUCCAAGUAUGGUACACUGAACGAUUAUGCGUUCUUCGACAAGGUCCGGAAGGCACUACGCAGUCCGGACGUGUACGAAGAUUUCCUGCGCUGUCUAACGCUGUACAAUCAAGAGAUUGUGUCAAAAUCGGAACUGCAGACACUGAUCACACCGUUCCUCAGUCGGUUUCCGGAUCUGUUAAAGUGGUUCCAGGACUUCCUCGGUCCAUCCACCGGAACAGGUGGCGGCGCUUCGAACGAAUGCAUACCACUGACGGCAGCAGCCGCGGCCGCUGCCCGUCAGGAUCGUGACCGAACGCAAAGCGAACUGGCCGCCGACGUGGACCUGUCCACGUGCAAACGUUUCGGUGCUAGCUACUGUGCGCUGCCCAAAUCGCACGAAGGUGUUAAGUGUUCCGGCAGGACGAGCCUGUGCCGGGAUGUGCUGAACGAUACGUGGGUAUCCUUCCCGACCUGGGCCGAAGAUUCAACGUUCGUUACGUCACGCAAGACACAGUACGAAGAGUUCAUCUACCGGUGCGAAGACGAGCGGUUCGAGCUGGACGUGGUGAUCGAAUCCAACAGCGCCACCAUCCGCGUGCUGGAAGGCGUGCAGAAAAAACUGACCCGUAUGUCACAAGACGAAGUCAGCCGGUUCCGGUUGGACGAUUGUCUCGGUGGAACGUCAUCGACGAUUCAUCAGCGAGCGCUUAGGCGAAUUUAUGGUGACAAAGCGGCUGACAUUAUACAAGGGUUGAAAAAGAAUCCCUCUGUGGCCGUGCCGGUCGUUUUGCGACGAAUGAAAGCCAAGGAGGAGGAAUGGCGAGAAGCACAAAAGAGUUUCAACAAGCAAUGGCGGGAGCAGAAUGAAAAAUACUAUCUAAAAUCAUUGGACCAUCAGGGUAUCAACUUCAAGCAAACGGACAUCAAAGCCCUCCGAUCGAAAAGUUUGUUCAAUGAAAUUGAGACACUUUUUGAUGAGGUGAGUUACAUGAAGCGCCAUGAACAGAACGACGAUUCGGCGACGGUACCACAGGCCAGUGGGCCCCACAUGACAAUACCGUACAAAGACAAGACAAUACUGGAGGAUGCAGCGAAUUUGCUCAUACACCACGUGAAGCGUCAGACGGGCAUUCAAAAGCAGGAGAAAGCCCGAAUAAAGCACAUAUUGCGACAGUUUGUGCCGGAUCUAUUUUUCGCUCCCAGGCAGCAGCUCAGUGAAGAUGAACGUGAAGAGGACGAUAAAGACACUGAAAUGGAGCAAGAUGAAGAAGUGAGCAGCGCGGGCAAAUCAUCUACCAGCGUUAAGAAAGCUUCAUUGACGGCUUCCAAUUUUUCUGGCAGUAAUACAAGCGGUAGUUUCAAUCCAUCCAGUAAUGCAUCCGCAGGAGGAGCUGCGUCUUCCGAUGUGUCAGCUACGGCCACAGUAGAGUCAGAAGGUGUGACUAAGGAUAGAGAAAGUAGCAAAGGUGGAGAUGAUGCAACCGCAGCAAAAGCGACUACCAUCGCAUCAACCUCCGCUGAGCUGCUACCACUAACACCAACUGUUUCCACAUCUACAGCGUUGUCCACAACGAGACACGGCUCCGAAAUCACCGGAGAUAAUAAUACUCCUAAAGCAGAUAGCAACGGUAACAGCAAGGCUGCGGAAGAUAGUACCACAGAUAAAUCGACGACAAUAAAGAUGGAAAUUAAGGAAGAAAACGAUGCAUCUGUAAUGCAGGAUGCUGGAGCUACUACGCCAGGUUCGGCAGCUGCUGGAACGUCAUCACCGCAGCAACAACCGUUGAGCCCACCAUUGCCUCCACACGCCGUGAGCAAACAUAUCGAAGAAGCAUACACGUUAUUUUUCACCAACAAUAGCUGGUACUUGUUCCUGAGGUUACAUGCGAUUCUAUGCGAACGGUUACGCACGAUUUACGAGCGUGCACAAAUAAUCGCCGCAGAGGAACGCGCAUACGAGAGUACACGCAACAACAGCACCGCUACCGCGUUGCGCUUGAAAACAAAAAGUGAAAUCCGCAUCGAGGAUUACUACAACACAUUUCUGGAGAUGUUGAAAAAUCUGCUGGACGGCAAUAUGGAGUCAAGCAGCUACGAGGACACGCUGCGCGAGAUGUUUGGCAUUCACGCUUACAUCGCAUUUACGCUCGAUAGGGUUGUACAAAAUGCGGUACGGCAGUUGCAACAUUGUGUUACCGAGCGAGGAGCACUGGAGUGUGUGGAAUUGUUCCAGGCCGAACAACGACGGGGAGGUGCUGGUGGUCUAUGCCGGACGGCUAACCGUCGAAUUGCCACCGAGCUUGCCUACCAACGGAAAGCAGAAACAGCACUACAAGAUGAAAAUUGUUUCAAAAUUUACAUUUACAAAAUCGAUUGUCGGGUAACAAUCGAGCUGCUGGAUACCGAAUCGGAUGAUACGGCUACUAAUUUCGCCAACACGCAAGCCUACGGCUCAUACGUGAAUCGUCUCUCAAACCCUGCUGCCACCGGUACCGGAAGUGAUAGUGGUGGCGGUGGAGGUGGCGGAGGUAGUGGUGGCGCAGUUAGUGGAAGUGGUGGUGUUGUAGGUGGAAGUGCUGUGCUUGGUAGUAGUGUUGUUGGUGGUGGUAGCAGUGGAGUUGCAGAAGCCGGUGCACCGUUGAGCUCGAACAUCAGCAGUAGUGUGAACAGUAGUAAUCUUAAUAACGCGCCCACCGGAUCCAACACUAGUAGCGGCAGCAGUAGUAACAAUACCGGCGGCAGCACAACAAAUGCCGAAGUCAAAACAGAAACUCCCGAAGAGGAGCUGAAAUUGCGACCACAGUCGGGCGCCGCACGUAUGCCAGUGUUUCUAUCCCGUAACGUGAAACAACGGCGAAAAAACACCAAACGUACGGUUUCGGUCACCAUCGAUGGGAAAUCGGUCACGAUGGGGCAGCUGCAAGCUAGCGACGUAGAGGAGGGCACCGUAGCAGCUGAUACUAUCUCAUCAACGGAGGACAAAAAUGCAUUGCCGCCCGUAUCUAACACAAUCACCGCGAGUGUGUUCCAAAGUACGGCUACCACCCCUAACUCGAAACCGCCACAACACGCUGCUGAUGCGGAAGUAGAUGCUAGCCGGAAAGAAAACGAUGCCCGUGAAACAUCCGGUGUCGGAAAAUUACAACACGAAAAUGAUAAUGUUGGUGCUGCUGCCGCUGGAAGUACGACGAUGGCGAAAGGAGAAUCUAAAUCGCCUUCCUCGACGAAGGAUAAUGGUGGAAGCACCACCAGUGGGGGUAACAAUAACAACAAUCCAAACAAUAUCAACAACAACAAUAGCAUUGGGAGCAAUCCUUCGCUGUGGUUUGGUAGUGGUAGCUUGAAGAAGCAAUCGCCAUCAGCAGUUCCAGCCGAUCGCCGCCUGUCGAACAUGAAUGGUGCGGAUCGCAAUCUGCUGUUUAUCGAUGAUAGUGAGCAGAUGAAAGUGGCACGCAACACGUACAAGACAUCCCAAGUGCAGAAGAAAAAUUUCAUCAUGUAUUGGCACGGAUCGCUAACACGUUCGAGAAAGAGUCACUGUCGAGUUACGACACGAAUGGAUCAGAGAUUUAAGAGCGUCGUUGAUCGGUGGCUAGACCAGCAUGUUACCGAUACCCAACGGGCAUCAUGCGUGGACUGGUUGCUCGGUAAGCGACAAGAUUUGGUAAAGAGUACCACCUCCGUUAUCGUUCAAGACAACGGGUUAAGCCGUACACCGUACGCACCAUACAAUAGAUAUAAGGUGAAUCAACUAAAACUAGACUAGCGUCAGAGGGUGAGCAAAGUGAUGGUGCUAUCCGGCGAAGGGAGUAACCGUUGUGGCAAUAAAUUAACCUUUUACUAUACAAAACCGAGCAACAAUGUUAGUGCAGGGGUGAUUUGAAUUGCCACCAGCGCACCUAUGUUGCCGCAUUAUUGUACAGUAAUUAAUUCUAUUUAAAAAGUCUCAAACUUGAAAAUGUGUACCUAUGAGUAUGACAAUGUGCCUCUUAAGUCAGAAGGUUAGUCGAUAGCGAAGGAAUGUAGCAGAUGCGACUAUUAGGGAUUAUUUAGUUUUAUUUAAUUUCUAUGUUAACUGUCUGUAAAUGUGUAUUGUUUUUUAUUUGUGUGGGUCCUCUUUCCACUCACUGUACCCCAACGUCGUGUUUGUGUACAGUUGUAGUGUUGGUCAUGCCUUUAAAAGGAUAGUGUUGUUGUGUUGGGGGAUAGUGAAACAGAGUUUGAACUCUCGUUUAGUUUAGGAACACUUGUUGAACUAAGACCCACACCCCCACACGUCGUCGUUUUCCGCAACCGUGAAAGCAAGAUCGCAAUUAAUAUGAAAUAGUGAAUAUCUAUUUCAUAUUUUAUUUGAUUCGUAAUAUUAGAUCUUAUUGUAAAGCAAAAUUGUAAAUAGCCAAUCGUUGUUUCUUCCUUAUCCAAUAGGAAAAGAAAGACAUGAACGUACGUUUACAAAGUGAUCAUUUUGAUCGUCCUUAGGCCACAACAGGUUGUUAAUGAUCGUAGUUUGGUGAAAAUUUUAUCAAUCUUUUUUCUGCGUCCAACAUUUUUCAAUGAAAAAGGAAUGCAAUUUAAUUUAAAAAUGAAAACUUUAUAUUUAGACAGUACCGAAGAAAGUGAAAAGUUCGAAAUCAUUCAACUGAAUGACCCAAUGGUGUGUGAAAUGGGAUUUUUACUUGCAAUUAACAUCAAGGUGAGGUGCAAACGAAGAUGUAUGAAAAUAAAUUUAAUUCCGCAGCUGGAGAAUUAAGUGCAGCACUGAA